ACACUUGCGGCUUCUGUUAUUCAAUAAAAGUUGCUGUCAUACAAUGUCUGCUUCAAACGGUGGUUUGCCGUCUGAUGAAGGAAAAAAUUUCUUUUCUAUGGUUCAGGCUCCUUUUCCUGAUUUGAAUGACGGAAAAAUAAACACUGUACAAUAUUUAGAAGCUUCGAAAGGUGUAGUUGAGUUAGUAGAUAGAUUUGGCAAGGUAUUUGCACCGGUGAAGUAUGAUAUGACCGGUAAUAUCGAUAAACUGAGUGAAAAAUAUGCAUCGAAUGAAGAAAAAUUCGAAUUUCUUAAUGAUAUGGUUCUCCAUGAUAAAGAGGCUCAAGAAAUCACAGCUAUCGAUGCUCUCCUGUGGUUAAACAGAGCAAACCACCUAGUUCAGAGAUUUUUUGAGCUGAUUUUAGAAGACAACGCUAGCGAAGAACCAAGUGACGAUCUGGUCAAGUUUCUCAAGGCAGCUUAUAAAGACACAUUGAAGGAACAUCAUGGAUGGAUCGCUCAACAUUUAUUUACAUUUCUGUCAAGAAUGUGUCCAACAAGGAAGGAUCUAGUGAAUGUACUUGCUCUAGAGAGGGAGAACAUGGAAGACAUUGUAUACAGAGAUAUGGAAUCUUUCACCAAUAAACUCCGAGAGAACGUCACAUUCAUCUUGACAUUUUACAAGGAGAACGAUCUUGAAAACUAUCCUAAACCGUCAUAGACGAACUCCGACCUUCCUCAACAGAGCUUUAAUGUAAUCAAUGGUUGUGUGUUGAUACGUCUCGGCCAUUUUCUGAAUCUACGAAAGAUUCUCAAAAAUGUGUCACUAUUGCUACAGUGUGAGUGUUUUCAAUCUUACCAUUUUUCCAGUGUAAUGUAGCUGAUUAUUUGACAUGUGUGUGUCAAAUAAUCGGCUACAUUACACCAGUUUUGAUGCACUUAUAACAAGGGUAACACUUAUAACUCUAAAUUUUUGUUAAAUUCUUUUGAUUUGUUUUGUUAUUUUAACAUUUUUAGGUUUAUUUGCUUAGGUAGCUUACUUGCUAUUAAGUGUUUUAGUAUUACACAUUACUAUUAAUGUGGAUAAAUUUAUUUUCAUUUUAUUGAUGGGAAAUAUAGAAGUUUGUGUUCUUAGCAUGUUUGAACAGGUACACAUGAGUAUAGUGUUUGCAAAUCAUAUUUUAUAUCACUAUGUAUAUGGAAACCUUAUGUUAUGGGUUUGAAACCUUAUUUAUAUUUUUAUAUUUCUUUUCCAGCUAGUUUGUGUAUAUUUCUUGAAACACUGUAUUUGAAGUUUAUAAUAUCAUAUAUGUAAAUAAGUCCUAGUUACUCCAGCAUUUUAUUUAUUAAUAUUCGUUAAACCAGUAUCAAAUUCUACUUUCCUCAAAUACAAAGUACAGUAGUUUAUGAAGAGGCUCCAAUAUCUGAUCUCUGUGAUGUAGUUUCACUUUAGAUAUUGACCUUUUACUGGGUGCUGAAUCUCACUCUCAAAAUUCUUCGGAAUUUUCUUCUCAACAAUAAAGAAAUAAGUCCUCAACUAACAAUUGGAAAUUUUUUUCAACAUAUAAAGAAAUAAACUCAAAUAAACAAUUUCAAAUAAUUCAAACAAAUUCACGGUAUAUAUGGAACUAUCAGACAUUGAUAACUCAAUUUACAUGAAAUAUGAUAUAAUGCUAAUUUUAAGGAAACAUAUAUUUAUGAAAUUCAAAUUACUCUGUAAGUUUAGAUAAAAACUAGAAGAGAUCAACCAGAAUUUCCUUCCUCCAUCCAAUUUCCUCAGUCUAAACAAAAAAGACCACUGAAGAUGAUGCCUUAUUGCAUUGGAACUUAAGUUUGGCUCAAAUAAAUUAUGUGGAACUGACAAUAUAUUUUUAAUUUUACUUCAAAAUAAGAGCUGACUCGUGAAUAGAAUAAAUUUAUUCAUCUUGCUUACUUACUUCCGAUGUCUUCACCACGGUCUGAGGAUCUGGAAAUUGUCGAUCUCCUAAUCAGGUUCGUCAAUAGUCGAGUAGACGGGUUGGCAGUGGGUGCAACUUGUACCGCUAUCCUCUAAGAUGUUCUUAAAUAAAUUCCACCACUGAAUAGUAUGGUCUAGCAGUGAGUUACUUUUUCAGUUUCUUGUGGAAUUUUGAUUGUAAAAAAAUUCUUCAAGUUUUUUAGACUAACUGGCAGAAUGAAUAUUGAAGUAUGAGCCAGCAUAAAAUGGUGUGUGUUAAAAUUUAUUAACCCUUUGCUGCGGAAGAUCAAUAUUAAGAAUUAUUCAAUGUUGUUUUCCAUCACGAACUGCUUAUUAUUAAGUCACUUUUUUGCUAUCAAAAAGAACGACGUACUAGCAGUCUGUUUUUCAAUAAAUGAAUUUAUAGACUUACUAUGACGAGAUCUUUCGGCAGGUCCGCCAUCUUCCUCCUCUGAGGAAUAAGUAGAUAAAUUCAUUUAUUAAAAAAAUCAGACUGCUAUUCGUUCUUUUUAAUAGCAAAAAAGUGAUUCAAUAAGCUUGGUCCUUGUAUUGUACUCAUGUUGUCUAUUUCUCAAAUUGGGGUCUGAAUUUAUUGCGAGGACUACAGUUUCAAGUAUGUAGAUUGAAACCACUGUAAGUAACUUGUAUUCGAUGAAUAGUGACCUGCAGUGCUCCAGUGAAUCUCGUCUUAGGAUGGUUCGUCUUCGUAGGGAUAUUUUCUGGCUUCGUAGAACUCUGUGCAUGACUUGCAGACUUGCGCUGAUCCUUACAAAGCAAUAGCAGCUGUGAGGCUUGAUAAGCAACAAAUGCAGUAAUAGCGUCAGUGGUACUACUUAUUCUUCGAAUAACAUUUUUAGCUGAAGCCAGUUUUUUGCGUUUUGCCAUUUUUUAUGAGUCAAUGUGGUCAUGCUAGUUCAGGUUUUUGUCCAUUAAAAUAAUAAUAUUCGUAUGGCUUUUAUGUCCCUGAAAGCAGUUCCACCACGCCUGAAUUUAAGCCGUCAAUGGGCCUAACGACUGUCAUACUUCAGCCGGGAACAGUUUAACGUGCCUUUCCGAUAACAUUAUUAUACUGAGAAGCGUUGUGCAGUGCUUUGCAUUUGUUGGUUCAUCAUUUAUGCUGUCAACUUGAAGGAUUUGCCCCUUUGGUGAGAAGUUUAUAUUUACUGUCUUGUUUUUGUUGAUUGUUAGAUUGAGCUUCUUACAUAUUGUUGUGGCUGCCUUAAGUGUAAUUAGUUUCCUGAUUCUUUAUGUGUGGGAAUCAUUAUAGUGGUAUCGUCAGGGGAAACUAUACAUUUAUGGUGGUUCUCAAGAUUUUUCGAAAAGUGGUUCAUAUAGAUCAGGAAAAACAAAGGUACAAGGAUUGAUCCUUGAGGCACACCUUUAGAUAUUUUUUGGAAUGAUGAUUUGACACUUUUUCUGACUGUCUGAUGUUGGUAGCCAAUUUAAAAAUAUUGAGAUUGGCCUAUAGUUGUUGGAAUUCUGCUUGUCUUCUUUCUUAUAAACAGGACAUACAAUGGAUUCAAUUUUCUGAGCAGUGUAGAUUGGCUCAAUCAGGUGUUGAUGAUGUGAGCCAAUGGAUUUGUAACCUCUUCUUUGCAGAGUUUUAGCACACCGUACCAGAAAUUUCAUCAAAGCCUGCACCCUGACUUGUUAGGUUGCUAGGGGUUGUUAGGUUUUAGGUUUUUAAAAAGUUCAUUUACUUCCUGAUGUGUGAUACUGUUGAAUGAUAAGAAGAUCGGCAUACUAUCAGAUGCAAUACUGGUUUAAGGUUUCAUUCUCUGAUGCUUGCGGCAUGGUGAAGAUUUUAUUGAAAGCAUCUCAAAUGGGUCUGUCGUCAGCCUAUCAUUCAGAAGAAGUCUCAUACUGUCCAGCUUUCCAUUUAGCUUGUAUUUUUCACAAUUUACAGUUUUCCAAAGCUCUCUGGUUUUGUCCUUGUAAUGUUUUAUUCUUUUCAUUGUAUGCUCUGCUCUCUUUACAUCCACAUCGUAGAUUUUCUUUGCCUCUUGGAACCUGUUCUUGUCAUUAUUAGAUCCUGUUAGCAAAUAUCUGUCAUUCAAAUCUUGAUGGGAAGCUUUCAUCCUCAGCAACUCACAAUCCAUGAAAACAGUCUUACUUUGGUACAUUAUUUUUUCGGCCCAAGAGGCAUUAUGUGGUCGAUGCUCUGGCGCAUUAUUUGCAUAAAUUUUUCAUACUUUUACAGACUUUGACUGAUAGACAGUUUGUUUUAUUCAGUUCCUUUAAUUCAGUUAAUUACGUUUUAUAAAAAUUCUUGAACUGAUCUAAAGCUUGAAGGCUAACUAGAACAGGUAGAUACUCUGGUUUUGAAAAAUCACUGUUCAAAGAUACGAAAGCAUUUUAAAAUAUAAUCUGUAUUGAAAUUGUAAAAUAAUUAGUUACAGAAAUUUGAUAUCGCACUCAUCUAUCUGUGAUAGAAUGAAUAAUUGUGAGUCGAAAUUAUUAGUGAGAUACUAACUAACAUCGAGUAUUCAGUUCAUGAGUAAUGAAUUAAUCACACUUAGUACCUAUUUCAUAGUUGGCUUCUCUAUAUAAAAUUGAAUAAUAUUCUUAUUUUACACUGCCAUCAUGAGUACCAGAGUAGUGAUAGCAACUACUAUUGUAAAAAAUGAAUAAAGAAUGGCAUUUUCAUCACAGUAACAAACUAUUAUAAAAAAAUAGUUCAAUACUUGCAUAUAUUGACAAAACUAUUGUUGAUCGUGAUAUAGCCUACAGUUCAUACUGUGAUGUUUUUUUAACAAGUACAGUACUGUAUUGUUAUCGGUCAUUACCUUUAUAUUGGUAGAUGCUCAAUUUACCCAAGUUUAAUGCUAUAUAAUGAUUUUUAAUGAGAUAUGUAUCAAUAAUUCAAUUUGAAUAAUAAGAUGAUUUGCCAACGAAUGUUAUAAAUAUAAUUAUACUCAUUGUGCUCUAAAUGAUUUCAUUGGAAAUGAAAACAAAUUUCAAGUUAAACCUAUCCAGACAAUACUGUAAUAACAAUAAAUUAUAAUGACUUUUAUCAUAUUCUAUGAUAUUUAAAAAUCAAUCCUUCAAAGAUUUGAAUCUAUUUAAAAAAAAUAGUUGUUUAGAAACCUCAUAUUGAAAAAAGUAUCUAUCGUCCAAUUCUCAUCUAUUAGAUCUCAUUUUUGAACCCCGAAUAUUGAUUUAUCAUGUUUCUCUUCAACAUGGGUAGUGUUUUUAUCCUCUAUAGGUUGUAAAUGUAAUUGAUAUUUUUGGAAAUAAUUGAACUAUCAACUGUUCUCUAAAUAUUUUUCUGUAAAUUGGCAAUGUUUGUAUAAAUAUGAAUACAGAAUAUAUUAAACCAA
Nilaparvata lugens (brown planthopper) is the source of this 5256-nucleotide messenger RNA. Its product is annotated as pleckstrin homology domain-containing family A member 8. Gene Ontology annotation, molecular function: ceramide 1-phosphate transfer activity; ceramide 1-phosphate binding. Lineage: Eukaryota; Metazoa; Arthropoda; Insecta; Hemiptera; Delphacidae. The coding region runs from base 44 to 700 and encodes 218 amino acids. The transcript is spliced from 4 exons. The record is from RefSeq and is a predicted model, not a curated record. Gene Ontology annotation, cellular component: membrane; cytoplasm; cytosol. Gene Ontology annotation, biological process: intermembrane lipid transfer; ceramide transport.